AUGUAUAAUAUAUUAUGUAAUCGCAUGAGAAAUAGUGUGCGGAUUAGUGUCACCACAAGUAGUCGUGUCUUAAGUGGUCUGAAGUCGGAAUUGGAUCCAAACGUGAAGCGAAUCCAACGACUGAAGCGUUUGUUUGCGUUCAGUCUGUUUGGCAUCACUUUAACCACUGCUCUGUUGGUGAAGAACUAUAAGAGAAGACAAUGGUUUGAAUUGAUGGCCAAAACGAAACGAUUACAAGGCCAAAAGUUCGGUGACUUAGAGUUGUAUGAAAUGAAUGGUCAAGUGAUGGCUGAACCGGUCAUCAAGUGUUGGAAUGCCAUCCAA
Oppiella nova is the source of this 324-nucleotide messenger RNA. NCBI's taxonomy places the organism in Eukaryota, Metazoa, Arthropoda, Arachnida, Sarcoptiformes, Oppiidae. The record is from the annotation of a GenBank genome assembly.